AUGUGCCUCUUCAUCCUCGGCAACGUCGCCAGCAUGCAAAGUCUAUCGGGAUAUAUCAUUUUGUUCUGGUUGGCGAGAUUAUGUUUCGCAAUCUGUCUGCUGAUGGGCUUCGCCUUCCUUUUCCGUUUCUGCGUUGUCAGUCGUUCUAUCGGUCCAAAACUGUUGAUGAUUAAAAAGAUGGUAGUUGGUGACCUCCUCCCCUUUCUGGGUGUAAUCCUACUCUUCUGGCUUGCAUUCACUAUUUUUCUCGUCGUCCAAAUCUCCAAGCAUCCUUAUGGAUAUGAGGACAUAGGAUUCGGUAUUUACUUGAGGAAUGCCUUCUUUGCGAUGUUCGGUGAAUUCAACCUAGACGAUAAUGUCGAAGAAUUGGGUCGCAAAGCAGAUAGCAGACGCUACGAAAGGCAAAUUAUCAGCUGGCAGAAGUGCUGCUCGUUAGACUUCCUGCGUCAGAACGUACUUACCGUGCGCAUGGCUCUGGAAAAUUCCAAAUUUGGACUGAAGGACUCGAAACGGAAAGGCAUCUUCGCGGCCAGGAAUGAAUCUGAAACAAAGGCUGGCCACCGUGACGAUGACAUACGGAACGAUACAAAACGUGCUCUGGAGACGGUAGCCGCCCUGCAGAACACCUUUAACGAGCUGUCUGAUGUUCUAGGUGCGGUCAACCCGGAGGUGAGUCUCUAG
Molecule: messenger RNA, 681 nt
Organism: Dibothriocephalus latus
Lineage: Eukaryota; Metazoa; Platyhelminthes; Cestoda; Diphyllobothriidea; Diphyllobothriidae
Source: the annotation of a GenBank genome assembly